Aegilops tauschii subsp. strangulata is the source of this 2596-nucleotide messenger RNA. Its product is annotated as transketolase, chloroplastic. Gene Ontology annotation, cellular component: cytosol. The record is from RefSeq and is a predicted model, not a curated record. Gene Ontology annotation, molecular function: transketolase activity. Gene Ontology annotation, biological process: pentose-phosphate shunt. Lineage: Eukaryota; Viridiplantae; Streptophyta; Magnoliopsida; Poales; Poaceae.
CACCCACCUCGCCAUCUCCGCCGUCCUCCGCCACACACCCCACACCAUGGCAGCGCACUCCGUCGCCGCCGCGCACGCCACCAUCGCGGCCCGCGCGGGCGCCGCCCCCUCCUCCCCGGCGGCCGCCCCGGCCGAGCGCCUGGGCUUCCGCCUCAGCUCGCUCGCCGGCCGCGCCCUCCGCUCGCCGCUCCCGGCGCGCCGGGCCGCGGCCGCCGCCUCCUCCUCCCGCAGGAGCGGCAGCCAGCGCGUGCGCGCCUCCGCGGCCGUCGAGACCGUCGAGGCCGCCGCCACGGGCGAGCUGCUCGACAAGUCGGUCAACGCGAUCCGGUUCCUGGCCAUCGACGCCGUCGAGAAGGCCGUGUCCGGCCACCCCGGCCUCCCCAUGGGGUGCGCGCCCAUGGGCCACAUCUUGUAUGACGAGGUCAUGCGCUACAACCCCAAGAACCCCUACUGGUUCAACCGCGACCGCUUCGUCCUCUCCGCCGGCCACGGCUGCAUGCUCCAGUACGCCCUCCUCCACCUCGCCGGCUACGACGCCGUCAAGGAAGAGGACCUGAAGCAGUUCAGACAGUGGGGAAGCUCCACCCCCGGCCACCCUGAGAACUUCGAGACUCCUGGAGUUGAAGUCACCACUGGUCCUCUUGGCCAGGGUAUCGCGAAUGCCGUCGGGUUGGCGCUUGCUGAGAAGCACCUGGCUGCUCGUUUCAACAAGCCCGACAGUGAAAUCGUUGACCACUACACGUACUGUAUUGUGGGAGAUGGGUGCAACAUGGAGGGUAUCUUGACUGAAGCUUGCUCUUUGGCUGGGCAUUGGGGUCUUGGCAAGCUAAUUGUUUUCUACGACGACAACCACAUCUCCAUUGACGGAGACACGGAGAUUGCUUUUACAGAGGAUGUGAGUGGCCGCUUUGAGGCUCUUGGGUGGCACACACUCUGGGUUAAGAAUGGCAACGAUGGUUAUGACGAGAUCCGUAAAGCCAUUCAGGAAGCAAAAUCAGUUACUGACAAGCCCACAAUGAUCAAGGUGACUACCACAAUCGGUUUUGGAUCUCCCAACAAGGCCAACUCAUACGCUGUGCACGGAGCUGCAUUGGGCACCAGCGAGGUCGAAGCAACCAGGGCAAACCUUGGAUGGCCAUAUGAGCCAUUCUUUGUGCCCGAGGAUGUCAAGAGCCACUGGAGCCGCCAUAUUCCCCAAGGUGCCGCUCUUGAGGCUGACUGGGAUGCUAAGUUUGCACAGUACGAGCAGAAGUACCCAGAAGAUGCCGCCACCUUGAAAAGUAUUAUCACUGGAGAGUUGCCCGCUGGCUGGGCCGAUGCUCUUCCUCAAUACACCACAGAGAGCCCAGCAGAUGCCACCAGGAAUCUCUCCCAGCAAUGCUUGAAUGCACUUGCUAAAGUUGUGCCUGGUCUUAUUGGAGGCAGUGCUGAUCUUGCGUCCUCCAACAUGACAUUGCUUAAGAUGUUUGGCGACUUCCAGAAGGAUACCCCUGAGGAGCGCAAUGUCCGCUUUGGAGUCAGGGAGCACGGAAUGGGCGCCAUUUGCAACGGCAUUGCGCUGCACACCCCAGGGCUCAUUCCAUACUGUGCAACCUUCUUUGUUUUCACUGACUACAUGAGAGGUGCCAUGAGGAUCUCAGCCUUGUCUGAAGCUGGAGUUAUCUAUGUCAUGACCCAUGACUCUAUUGGUCUGGGUGAAGACGGUCCGACCCAUCAACCCAUUGAGCACUUGGUGAGCUUCCGUGCGAUGCCAAACAUGCUGAUGUUCCGUCCUGCUGAUGGCAAGGAGACUGCCGGGGCAUACAAGUUGGCUGUCCUCAACAGGAAGAGGCCAUCUAUUCUGGCUCUCUCCAGGCAAAAGCUUCCUCAUCUGCCUGGUACCUCAAUUGAGGGCGUUGCGAAGGGUGGAUACACCAUCUCUGACAACUCGACCGACAACAAGCCUGACUACAUCAUAAUGAGCACUGGUUCUGAGGUAGAGAUUGCCGUGAAGGCUGCCGAAGAGUUGACGAAGGAGGGGAAGACCGUCCGUGUUGUGUCAUUUGUUUGCUGGGAACUCUUCGACGAGCAGUCAGAUGAGUACAAGGAGAGCGUGCUCCCUGAGGCCGUCACCGCAAGGAUCAGCAUUGAGGCCGGGUCUACCCUCGGAUGGCAAAAGUACGUUGGGUCCAAGGGCAAGACCAUCGGCAUCGACAAGUUCGGCGCCAGCGCACCUGCCCCGAAGAUCUACAAGGAGUACGGCAUCACCGCGGAGAACGUCAUCGCCGCAGCCAAGAGCCUGUAAGAUCAGCACACUCUGCGAGGUUCUGUCAUCGUUGAUGCCAAAGAACAAACACCACACUUGUGAAGGUCUCGUGCCCAGAAGCUUUGGAAUAACGGAGGGAGAGGAGGAUAUGCCUGCGUCGGAGCGUGAGUGGUAUUUUUAGGCCUGUAAUAAACAAUGCCUUUUCCAUUUGCGUUGUCUUACAUUCGAUAUAUAUCGCCCCCCUUAGAUGAUUCGCGGAGGGGGCGAGCCUGAUCAAAUUGGGGACUGGUUUUUUGUAUUUGUUUACAUCGAACUGAUGGUCGUGCUUGCGAUGCUUCUUUCUCUCCCCGA